CCAAAAAAGCACCAGGGCCUCAUGAGGACGCCAGAAGACGUGUGGCAGAGGCAAGCCCCAGACUCCCAAUUUCAAUAGGCGGAAAAAGUCAGCCGCCACUGCUGGGUCACCUCCCUGGCGACGACAGAUCCUGCUCUCAAAACCGUGGGAAGCCACCCUCAGCCACGUCACCACCAGUGCAGCCAACGUGGACCCCUGGUGCACAUACGGAGCACUUGGCAGGCUGCAGAGCCCUGCGCCAAAUUCUGGGGUGUCUUGCCUUAUUUAACCCUAAUGACGCUGAAGAAGGUAUUCAUCUUUUUAUAGACGAGGAAAUUGAGUCUAGCCACGCCCCAGGCCAGGAUUGGAAUCAAGAGCUGUCUGGACACCCAAGCUUUCUAGAAACUGCACCAACGUGCCUUUGAUAGACUUGCUCCGUGGAGCAGCUUUAAGGGGCUACAAGGGCAAAAAGCAACCAAGACUGCCCUCGGGGGAUGACGGUCUAAUCAGGAUGACCCGGCAGGCACAUUCAGCGGCAAAACUAGAUGGGAAGUGCGACGUGACACGGCUGUCCUUUGCAAGUGCAGAGGCUGGAGACAGGCCCUCCGGCUAGGUGCCCGGGCAGUGCUUCCUUGCAGGAGGUGGUAUUUCAGCACAGCCUUGGAGAACAGCUUGGCUCGUGGAGACAAGAGCGAGAAAGCCAUCCCCGGCGCAGAGCGCGGCUCGAGCAAAGGCCACAGGCGGGAACUGUCACGGCUCCCAUCUGUCGGGAGAUAUACUCUAUUGCUUGCUGGAUCCUGCGCCCGGUUACUACCGGCCAGGAAGUUUUCUCGCCCCCACAGCAACUGGAGAAAAAAAAAACACUCCUGGGGCAUCCUUCCCAGGAGUUGAUUCGUGGACAGUAAGCUCCCCAGAACUAGCCCAGAUCAGGAAGGCGCGGCCAGGAGAGGCGGGAGUCGGCGGUCCGGACCCCCGGGGGAGCGCAGCCUGGCCUGCAGCGCCCGGGGCUCCCGGACUCCGCAACACGUCCGCGUCUAUUUCUGGUAUCGCUGCUGCACCCUCUCCACGGGCCGCGGGGGCGUGGCCCACGGGAGCCCGAGCCAAUGGCGACGGAGGCCGGGGCGCGUGCCCCGCCCCCGACGUGACGCAGGGCCCUCGGACAGAGCCUUCGCGGCCCCGGCCCCAGUCUCUGCAGUGGCUGUAACAAAACCCAGACCCCCAGGUCCGGGCCAAUGGAGGCGAUUUAGACUGGAGCGGGACCGCGCCUGUCAAAAGUCCGACUCGGCAGCAGCGGCGGAGUCCAGGCGGAGAGCUGGAGCCGCCGCGCUGCCUCCCCGCCCCCGCCGGGAUUUAUUGAGUAUUUGGACUGGACAAUUAAGUGGCCCUGAUGAUGUUACCAAGCCCGGUCACCUCCACCCCUUUCUCAGUCAAAGACAUUUUGAAUCUGGAGCAGCAGCAGCACUUCCACGGCGCGCACUUGCAGGCUGACUUGGAGCACCACUUCCACGCGGCGCCCUGCAUGCUGGCCGCAGCCGACGGCGCGCAGUUUUCCGACGGAGGGGAGGAGGACGAGGAAGAAGAGGGCGAGAAACUGUCCUAUUUGAACUCUCUAGCCGCAGCCGACGGCCACGGGGAUUCGGGUCUCUGUCCCCAGAGCUAUGUCCACACAGUCCUGCGAGACUCGUGCAGCGGGCCCAAGGGACACGAAGAGGAGCCCGAGGUCGGGAGGGACCGGAGCCAAAAAAGCUGCCCACUGAAGAAGCCUCUGGAGGCGGCGGGAGACUGUGAGGCCGCGGAGGAGGGCGAGAGGCCGAAGCCGCGCAGCCGCCGGAAGCCGCGGGUCCUCUUCUCGCAAGCUCAGGUCUUCGAGCUGGAACGCAGGUUCAAGCAGCAGCGGUACCUGUCGGCGCCCGAGCGCGAGCACCUGGCCAGCAGCCUGAAGCUCACGUCCACGCAAGUGAAAAUCUGGUUCCAGAAUCGCAGGUACAAGUGCAAGAGACAGCGGCAGGACAAGUCCCUGGAGCUGGGCGCGCACGCGCCGCCGCCGCCACCGCGUCGUGUGGCGGUGCCGGUGCUGGUGCGGGACGGCAAGCCCUGCGUCACGCCCGGCGCGCAGGCCUACGGCGCGCCCUACGGCGUGGGCGCCGGUGCCUAUUCCUACAACAGCUUCCCCGCCUACGGCUACGGGAACUCGGCCGCCGCCGCCGCUGCUGCAGCCGCUGCCGCCGCCGCCGCGGCCUACAGCGGCAGCUACGGCUGUGCGUACCCGGCGGGCAGCGGCGGUGGCGGCGGCGGGGGCGGCGGGGCCUCGGCGGCGGCCACGGCUGUGCAGCCCGCCUGCAGCGCGGCCGGGGGCGGCCCCUUCGUGAACGUGAGCGGCCUGGGAGGCUUCGGCGGCGGCGGCGCACAGCCCUUGCACCAGGGUGCGGCCGCCGGGGCCGCGUGCGCGCAGGGCGCUUUACAGGGCAUACGGGCCUGGUAGGGACGGGGUGAGGCACGCGGCGGGCGCCCUUCCGCAGCUCGGCACCGCGGGGACUCAAGAGCGAGAAAGGCUGGACCCAAGGGCCAGGUCCCCUCGUUAAAAAAAAAUAAAUAAUAAUUUACCCGUCUUGCGCCCCUGGGCUCGGGUUGGCAGCCCACUCGAGGCCUGCGCAGCGGUCAGGGGCGAGGAGGAUGCCUGGGUCCGGUUGCAGGACUGUCUCUGAGGCGGACAAGCGGACUGGGAGCCCCGAGGGCGGCGGCCAGGGGAGUGCGGGAGGCCAAGACUGGCUAUGCGGGGUGCUCCCGCAGCGAGGGCGGCUUCUCUCGCUCUGCCCCGCCGCGGCCCUGCGAAGCGUCGGCAGGGAGCCCAAGGGAGAGCGGAGCAUGAAGGAGAGAGAAGGGGAGGUCGUGGCUGGAGAAAGCCCUGGCCCUACCCGUCCUCUGCAGCCGUUGCGGCCCGCAGCGCCAGCCACAGUCGGUUUUCGUUCUGCGUCCGCCUCCCUCCGCAGCGGGCACGUCCCGAUCAGAUUCCGGACGGUCGCGGGCGCAGGACCCUUCGCGGAAGACCAGCCGAGUGCGCUCGGAAGUCGGGCGGGGGGCGCUGAACAGCUCCGGGGCCGGCGCCCACGGGGGCGACCCGGUUCCUUUCUGUUUCGUAUCCUGUACCCAGCACGUAUUAUCUCUAUGUAACUGUAUCCACACGCCGUGUACACACCGCUGCCAUACACUACAGGAAUCAAUAAACAAGGUGCAAUAUGUCCAACCCGCUGGCCGGCUCUGGGCUUUGUUCUGGGGAGGGAGCUUUUGAGCGGCGGGAAGGGACGGGAAAGGUGCGGUCCCCGGCCUGGCCGCCCCCGAGCCCGGUCCGGGCUGCGGG
Molecule: messenger RNA, 3337 nt
Organism: Oryctolagus cuniculus (rabbit)
Lineage: Eukaryota; Metazoa; Chordata; Mammalia; Lagomorpha; Leporidae
Gene: NKX2-3
Product: NK2 homeobox 3
Biological process (GO): cell differentiation; regulation of transcription by RNA polymerase II
Cellular component (GO): nucleus
Molecular function (GO): DNA-binding transcription factor activity, RNA polymerase II-specific; RNA polymerase II cis-regulatory region sequence-specific DNA binding
Source: RefSeq, a predicted model, not a curated record